Athalia rosae (coleseed sawfly) is the source of this 3598-nucleotide messenger RNA. It is a transcript of the gene Usp10, whose product is annotated as ubiquitin carboxyl-terminal hydrolase 10-B. The transcript has 9 exons. The coding region runs from base 187 to 3258 and encodes 1023 amino acids. The record is from RefSeq and is a predicted model, not a curated record. NCBI's taxonomy places the organism in Eukaryota, Metazoa, Arthropoda, Insecta, Hymenoptera, Athaliidae. Gene Ontology annotation, biological process: protein deubiquitination; regulation of autophagy; DNA damage response, signal transduction by p53 class mediator. Gene Ontology annotation, molecular function: cysteine-type endopeptidase activity; cysteine-type deubiquitinase activity. Gene Ontology annotation, cellular component: nucleus; cytosol.
UCAGAGUGACUUGAAAAACUCGGUAGCCUUCUGGCUUAUUUAGAACUCGUCUAAUCAGCAUUUUUAGUGAGGUUUUUUUUUUAGUUUAGAAUAGAGUUCCGAGUGCAUUACCGCAUCGUACAAUUAGGACGAGAGUCACGUAUUAUUACAUCUAAUUUCAUACGUCAAAUAUAAUUACCAAAUGAAAUGGACAUAAAAUAUAAGAAUGAAUACGAGUUUCUGGAUUUGUCGGGGCUAGAUGAUUCGACCAAAGUAGAAAUAAAUGUUGCUCUUCAUUCGGGUACUGCGACAGAAGUUCUUCAACUACCAUGGGAUACCGGAGAAUUGGAAUACUGCGAACCAGAAGUUUUACAAUCAGAUCCCGAAGUUGCUGCAAACUGGCAAAGCGACGAACCAGAACAAACUCAGGUAACAUAUACCGGUGAAAUUGGUGACGUAUCGGCAGCAACAAUUUACCAAACUAUGAGAGCUGCACACCUCUAUCAGCAGCCGCACCCUCCACGGCAAAUGAUGACUACAGUUUGUAGCGGCAUGUAUUUAACCCCACCCUACGAGAUAGGCCCCGAGGUUAGCAUACACCCCUAUGUACCAGAUAUGGGCUAUCCACAGUCUAUGUAUAUCCAGGGAGCAGAGAUCCCAGAGGUAACUAAUACCAGGGACAAUAGAAGACGUCACCAUCGUGGACGAGGAAAUAAGAGAGACACGAAUAACCGCUACAUUGAACCCAGUGCCGAAAUGGCACCCAGUUAUAUCCCGACACAAGGCCAGUACCAUCGUAUACCAAGGAACAUGUGUUUCCAACCUAUUUACUAUCAAACUGAGCACCAGAAUCACCCCAGGCAGCGCUCGUUUCAUCCACCGCCUGCGAUGUAUCCCCCCCCGAUCUCACACCCUGUUUAUCAGCCUGAAGUUUGUCAGCACCCCGGUUCUGGGACACACAAUCAGUACACAAGACAUACAACUCCCAUAGCUGUGCCACCUCGACAGCGUCCAGAACAUCCUAAAAAUUCUGUUAAACGAGCCAGCGAGCCACCACUCAAAGCUUCCACUACCGCAUAUGGUCCGCCUCCACUGAGCAUUCAGCGUAAACCAGAGGUCUCAAACUCCCCUCAACCAAAUAUUGACUGUGUUGUCACUACUGUGAUAUUAAAUAACAGUAAGAUUGAACACUCGGUUAAUAAUGAAACUAACGAAUGCUCCGCGUCAACUAAAUACUCGAGCAAUAAUAAUAAUAAUAAUAUCAAUCUAAAUAAUAGUAAUAGUAGUGUUAGUAGUAGUAAUAGUAACAGUACCAGUAGUAAUAGCAUUAAUAAUAACAAUAAUAAUAAUAAUACAAAUAAUCAAGUGCCUCGACCUAUGAACCUGACGAUAGAGCACAAUAUCGUUGCAACUGUUAACAAAAGUAACGAACUCUCAGAGAAAAUGGAUGUCCCAUACGUAAAUAUCAACAGCAGUAUUCAAGUUAAACAAAAGACAGAGAAUAAUGUUGAAUUAAGAAAGGAAACUGUGACGCACCUUCAAACUAUUUCACCAGAAAUUGAGCCUAAGGUAAUGCCUAAAACUGAAUCUAAGGUGAUACCUAAAGACAAGGAAGAGGUCAAAGAAAAGGAAACUGUCCAACCGAGUAUUCCAGAAACUGUAGAAGCAGUCCAAGAACCUGAUAUUGCAGCACCACAAUCACCGGUACCUCCCACACCUCGUGCAGCACUAGAAUCCGCCGUGUCUUGGGCUAGUGUUGUUUUGAAAAAAACAAGCACCGAAACAGUCUCUCCAGGAAUUACGAAUGGCAAACCUACCGCACGUAUCAAUCCACUUCCUGUAGAUUCAGUUACGGAUUCCGAAACAUUGCAAAAGUUUCCAUUCUCACCCAGCGAAGCGCCUGGUAACCGAAGACAUUAUGCAAAAAAAGCUAAUCAUAACACAGAAGCAGCCGGUAUUGAUGCAGCUGCGUCGUCAAAUCGCUUGCAGACAAAAGAAGAAUCUAAUUCUUCAAAUAAAUUUGAUGAUCUUGACGCAUACAAAAUUGGAGAGUUUUUAUUAAACUAUCAAAUGGAAAAACAGACCGUCAGCCUUUUACCUCGUGGGUUGAUCAAUCGAAGUAAUUACUGUUACAUCAACAGUAUCUUACAGGCACUUCUGGCGUGCCCGCCGUUUUAUAAUCUUCUCGUCGCUUUACCUUAUUCCAAAAGCGCCGCUAGAAAUAACGCAUCGAACAAUUUGACAACUAAUUUGAUUAGAUUCGUCCACGAAUUUUCUCCUCUGUCUGCAGGAGCAAGAUUACCUAGAAAGGAUAGAGCGCAAAAACGUAGCGAUGAAGCCUUAGUUCCAAUACAAUCUGGCAUCGCAUUUGAACCCACUUACGUGUAUACCAUGUUGAAAAAUACUUUGUGCGCGAACGUAUUUUCUGUUGAGGGACGCCAGGAAGAUGCGGAGGAAUUUCUUUCUUGUUUGCUCAAUGGGAUUAGCGACGAAAUGCUUGAAAUGAUGAAAUUAGGAAAUAGCGAGAAUCCUCCUCCUGCAACUACUAUUGAAAAUGAAUCUGCUCAACCAAUUCAUGGAGAUCAAGAAGAAUGGAAGAUCAUGGGACCGAAAAAUAAAGGAUCUAUUACACGGUGUACAGAAUUUGGUCGAACACCUCUCUCUGAUAUAUUUCGUGGUCAAUUAAGGUAUAGGGUAUCGCGCGCCGGGGAUCAAUCGACGGAUAAUGUCCAGCCAUUUUUCACCCUGCAACUCGACAUUGAGAAAGCGGAAUCUGUCAAAGGCGCGCUCGAAAUAUUGGUCGGAAAAGAUCAACUGGAAGGAAUGACCUGCAGUAAAACAAAACGAGAAAUCGAAGCGUGGAAACAAGUUCAACUUGAAGAACUACCGGUCAUCCUCAUCCUGCAUCUAAAAUGGUUUGACUAUAAACUUGACGGAUGUUCAAAGAUCUUGAAGAGCGUCGAGUUUCCGAUUGAUCUUAAAAUAGACGCCAAAAUUUUAUCAGCGAAUGCUUUGAAAAAAUUGUCACUGAAACAAAAACAAUACAAAUUAUUUGCUGUGACGUACCACGAUGGAAAGGAAGCUACAAAGGGACACUAUGUCACAGAUGCUUUCCAUGUCGGUUACGGAUGCUGGGUGAGAUACGACGAUAGUUCGCUUAAGGGAGUUCCCGAGCAUAACGUGUUGAACCCGCAGCCACCUAGAGUGCCAUACCUCCUGUAUUACAGAAGGUGUGAUACGAUUGGUAAUAAUCAGCUUAACAACGACAGGAUCCGCUAGUUAUUAAAUAAGGAAUAUUGUAGGUAAAACUGCAUCUUUUUUCUAUCAUUUCGAUAAACAUUUCAACAUUUUUCACAAUACAAUUUAUAUUUAGCUAUCAAAUUAUUGAAUAACUCGUUACUAGAUAUUAUAAAAAUUGCCUUAAUUUUCUCUAUAUAAUAAUCGAUGUAUAAUUUAUCAAAUUCUUAAAUGAACUAUUAAGAAAAUGAGUACCUGUUUACUCUUUACCAAUUCAUUUAUUCUCCACGGUUUCCCACAAAUUAUUAACUUCAAUUCACUACCUACUUCAGUUUGGAACGAAAGUUUAUUUUACAGUCAAUGUUCGUAUUUAUAUCUUUGC